UUGUUUGGCUGAGGUGAUGAUGUCAUGACCGUACAAGGAGGGAAGCAGCUCAGAGUUUCUUUAUUCUAAGGCAGAAAUAAACGAUUAUCUUCAACACGACCUGCUGCAAGAUGCUGGCAUCAGCUGUUUUCCUUUUCUGUGCAUUCUCUCUGACCUCAGCAGCUUCUGAAGUGGGUCUUGGUGGUAAAGUGCUUCUGUUCCCGUACGAGACCGAUUUCAGCUUUGUCAAACUCACUCCUAAAAAACCACUGGGGCUUUCGGCGUUCACACUGUGCAUGCGUGUUGCGACGGAGCUCCAGGGCGAGAGGCAGAUCAUCCUGUUCGCCUACCGCACACCUGACUAUGAUGAGCUAAAUGUGUGGAGAGAGAGAGACGGCCGUGUGUCCUUCUACCUCAGCGGCGAUGGGGCGUUCUUCCACCUGCCUCCUCUCUCCACCUUCCGGUCUCACCUGUGCCUCACCUGGACAUCACGCACCGGGCUCACCGCAUUCUGGGUGGAUGGACGCCGCAGUGCGUUCCAGCUGUACAAACCGGGUCACAGCAUCCGUCCGCGAGGCACCGCCCUGCUCGGCCAGGAUGCCGAUAAACACCUGGGCGACUUUGAGGCAGUGCAGAGUUUUGCCGGCGAGCUCACAGACCUGAACAUGUGGGAUUAUGUUCUCUCGGGGAGUCAGAUUAAAGCAUUGUAUUUAAACCAGGCACAGCGUGUGCCAAAGGGAAACGUGUUUGAUUGGAACACCAUAGAAUAUGAGAUUACUGGAAAUGUGCUAGUGGUGCAAGAUGAUUGAAUAUAUUUCAUUGCAGUGUCACACACAUUCUAACAAUACAAAAUUGCUGAAACAUCCUAAUAUUUCUGCAGCAUCACACAACAGAACAUUAAUGUUUAUGUGAAGGUUUUAGAAACUUUUUAAUUAGAAACUAGAGGUCGAUCGAUAUAUCGGAUUUACGAUGAAUCUGUGCCGAUAGUUGUUUCUUUUUAUUAUUAAUAUUCCAUGUUCCUCUGUGGCCAUAACCCUUUAUUUGGUGACAAAAAGACUCCGUUGCCAUCACUGUUUAUGAUUAUUAAUGUGAAAUGUUAUUUAAACAAACUUAUAUUACAAUUGACAAGCUAUCGCUGAUGAUCUAUGAAUGAUGAUCUGCUAUUAAUUACUGCUCAUACAGUAUUUAUUAGCCCAUUUGACAAUGUUUACUUCAGUGAUUCUAUUUUAAUACAUUAUAGAUGAUUGUAAGAGUGCAUGUUUUGUUUCUUUUGUGUGAGCUGGAAGCACAGAUAUUUCAAAUAAAGAGCCUCCAGUCCAUUUCAGGCUUGUUUAUAAUGAAAAGUCCCACGUUAUGCACCAAAUCUCAACCUUUUCUGGUUAUUAUUGGGAUUUUGGUUGCACAACAAACAUGAAUUUGGGUUUUACUUAUUGUGACUCUUGCAGCCUCUAUGUCUUUACCUGUCACAGUACGGAGAGAUUAAAAAAAAAAAAGUACAUUCCAUAAAUCGAUUUUAAAUACUAUCGGCCGAUUAAUCGGUUAUCGACCCUUUUCACCACCUUCAUUAUCGGUAUCGGCAAAAUCCAAUCUCGGUCAACUUCUAUUAGAAACCUAAUUUAUUGGACUUAUAUAAUAUAUGGCUUACUUUAUUUUGAAUAGUAAGUACAUUCGUGACUAACAGACAUUGUUUUUUCUCUUGAAUUAAUCUAGACAAACUACAUAUAUAAUUCUAAAGGUUCAUGUAUAUUUUUAACACGUUCUUAAUGUAGGAUACGUAAAAAUAAUGGUUUGCAUGUCUUACCUGCUUCACUUGCAAUCAUCAGUCGAUUUGAUAAGAAAGCAUCUGUCUUGAACUUUAAAUAUAGACAAAUUCUUACGUCUACAUUUUACUUUAAAGACAAAGAGGAUGUGAUAAAUAUCUAUUUUCUAGUGUAAUCACAUUUGAUGCCUAUGCUGCAGUCUGCGUGUGACCACAAGAGAGCAGCAUCAGACAAACAACAUGUAUUCUAUGAACUCCUAAAGUAUAUGACUGUCAAGUAAAUGAAGUGAAUUUAAUUUGAUUGUAUAAGUAGAAAAAAAAAUACUAAAUGGAUGAACUGUAUUUAUUUAUUGCACUGGUUUCAAUAGUAUGGAGAGAGAAAACAAAGUGUACUAAAGAUUGCAUGAUUUAAAUUUAAUGCAUGAGCAUUUUGUAAAUAUGUAUAAACACAAAUCUUCACACUGAUUAGGGAAUGUUUUUUUCUAAUUAAAAUGUAUUUUGGUUUCCAUGCAUUUAAACUUUGUCUAACAAAUAGAGUGCGUGACCUGUUUUGCAAUAAAAAUAAAUAAAUAAAUUUGAGAUGGUCAACUAUGAAUUCUUAAAAA
This is a messenger RNA of Myxocyprinus asiaticus (Chinese sucker), 2343 nucleotides long. RefSeq names its product C-reactive protein 1 (gene crp1). Bases 111 to 788 code for a protein of 225 amino acids. The record is from RefSeq and is a predicted model, not a curated record. The transcript is spliced from 3 exons. NCBI's taxonomy places the organism in Eukaryota, Metazoa, Chordata, Actinopteri, Cypriniformes, Catostomidae.